Quercus robur (English oak) is the source of this 3249-nucleotide messenger RNA. Its product is annotated as disease resistance protein RPS5-like. Gene Ontology annotation, molecular function: ADP binding. The record is from RefSeq and is a predicted model, not a curated record. The transcript has 2 exons. The coding region runs from base 867 to 3005 and encodes 712 amino acids. NCBI's taxonomy places the organism in Eukaryota, Viridiplantae, Streptophyta, Magnoliopsida, Fagales, Fagaceae. Gene Ontology annotation, biological process: defense response to other organism.
CCCACUCGUCAAACAACCAAUCACAAAACAAACACCAAAACCCAACCAUCACAAAACCCAGCCACCAGAUCACAAAUCAAAAAACAACCACCAUCACAAACACAAACAUAGCCAUCACAAAAUUUCACCUACCACCAAAUCCGAUCCACCACCAAAUUGUGACCCACAACCCAACGUGACCAGGUGACCCAUAGUGACUCACAUCCAUGGGAAAAUGGUGAGAGAGAGAGAGAGAAGGAAAAGCAAGAGAGGGCAAGGGCGAGAGGGCUGGAGAGAGGAAGAAAUAGAGAGAACUAGUGAGAAAGAAUGAAAAAAGAGAGGAGAAAAACCAAUGAAAGAGUGAAGAAAAUGAGAAGGAAGAGAGAGAAAAGAGAGUCCGGAGAAAGAGUUACAGUGAAUUGCCAUAAAUAGUAGACUACUGUAACUCAGUUGCAAAUGAAAGUACUCCAUAUAGAUGCGACAAUCCCAAUUCCCAAGCGUUUCAUCUUCUAACAUCCUCUUUGUUCACCAGAGCUUCAUUUCCGACAUAUAUUUCAACCUCUCAAUUCUUCUUGAUUCAGUGGUCUGAUCACUUUUUUUAGUAUAAUACACAACCACGAUGGCAACUUUAGGUACUACCACUCUCUAUGAAAUCGCAACCGCGAUGGCAACUUUAGGUACUACCAUUCUCUAUAAAAUCUUGUAUAUCCUGACUUACGUCCUUUUCAAUUUCAUUCUUAUCUUUGCCAUCAGCCUAAGCAUUUACUGCUAUUGCCGUCGGAGAAAAAAAAAAAUCAGACAUCGACCAUGAGUCGAAUAAAAAAGAUUGGGAGUUGCUGCGUAGUUUUCAAAAAGACGUGGACAACGUUUUGAAGUCAGGUUCUCAAAUGAAUAACGAAGCCAAUGUGCUCUGGCAAAACAAUGAACACCAGCAGGGAAUGACUGCACAACUACAAAAAUCUGUGGCAGACUGGUAUGAAAAAAGUAUGGGGGAUCUCCCUAAUAGUGCUGAAUUCAAUGAUAAAAGUUAUAAAAGCAAGGAUGAAGACCAAAAACUCAGGCAAAUGGUAGAUGAAGCCGAAAAAAUCCACCGAAAUUUGGACAAGUUAAAGGACAAGAUCAGAAACUUGCAGGUCAGACCUAUUGAUGAUGAACGGCAGGCUCUUGUGCAAAAAGAAGACAAAAAAUUCGUUGAGGAUCUCAUUGCUGCUGUGCAGAAAGUAGACAAUCUCAUCCCUGAAGUGAAAAAGGAAGACAAAGACGAACCCAUUGCUGGCACUUCAGAUUUACCUGGUGAUAUCAAAGCUGAAAUACAGUCGUUCACAUUGUAUUGGGCACCAUUCCGUGCUUUCCUGAUCGAUCUACAAAGUUCUGGUCUUGAAACUAAAACGGAGAAGGCCUGGUUGGAGGAAGCGAAAGGGAUCAUUAAUAAAGCUCAGCGUGCUGUCGAUAAGUUUAUAAAGAAUACCAGACAAUGGAAGUGGAUGCUCUCAUAUUUUAUUAAUCAGAAAGCAAGGACAGAGCUUAAAGAGGAGAUGAAGCGCAUUAACACAGGGUUCGAGAAAUUCCUCGAGAGAAAGGAGAGGUUCGGUAUUCAAUUUAAAAGAUACUCCACCAGAAGAGAAAUAGACCGAUUACAAUCCAUAUCUGGAACCUCACAAGAGCAGGCAUCCAAUAAUGUGCAGAUCUCAGAAAAUGGCAGAGGUAAUUUUAUUAAUGAAUUAGAGAAACUCAAGAAGACGUAUGAGAAAUCACUCAAAAUGGAGUCUCUUGAAAGGCUCCAAGCUUUAUGCACGACGUUUACCAAAGCCCAUGGUGAAGCUGCAGAAAAAGAAGAAGGCAUAAAAAGUUCAACAGAAGAGGAAAAGUUGAAGCAAAUAAAAAAUUUGACUGAAAAAACAAAGUAUUAUUUAGAAAAAUAUGAAAAGAAUUCAGAUGAGCUGAGUUGCAUCUGUAAAUGGUGGAGAAGUCCCGCGAAGAAACUUCAUGAGAAGUUUGACAAAAUUAAGGGAUCUUUGGAAAUUAUUGAAGAAACUACAAAGGCAUACAAGUUUGAAAUUAGAAAAGAUAUGGGAGUAGUCGGUUUGGAUGAAGACAUACAGGCAGUGGCCUCACAACUGAUAACUGGAAAUAAACAUGUCGUUUGCGUUGUGGGAAUGAAGGGUAUCGGUAAGACCACCCUGGCAAAGAAUAUAUAUCGCCACAGUGAUAUUUUGGAUCAUUUUCCGGCACGUGCUUGGGUGACUCUAACUGAUCUAAAGACCAACGAUUACGAUGCCAUUUUUAAAGAUGUGGCAAAGCAGGUCUCGGAACCUGAUAUUAAUGGAUCACAGGAGGAAGAGAACAGAAGGGGAGAGUGGAAGAAUAAGGUAUGUGCUAUCUUGAAGAAGAAGAAGUAUUUCGUGGUUCUAGAUGAUUUCACAGCGGAAAACGACUGGGAAACUCUAAAAGCAGCAUUUCCAGAGACAAUUUUGCUCACCACACGUGACCAGUGUGUAGUUAGGACAGUGUGUGGCAAACUCCAUUGUCUUAGAUUACGAACCAAAGAAGAGAGCUGCAGAUUGUUUAUCCAGAUGAUGGGAGAUGACUUUGAUUUAGCUCCUAAGGACGUAAAAAAAUUAGCUGAAGAAACUGUUGGACGAUGUGGGGGCUGGCCACAUCAAAUUUUACAUUUAGGGUAUCUCAUGUCAACGGAAGAUGAUAAGUUGCAAGAAUGGCCCAAGAGCAUCACUCCGGCUCAGGAACCAUGGCUCAAAUACCUGAAAAUUGAAGGUCAUAUCACACUCAAAAAUUGGCUUGAGAGUCGUAAAAUAGAAAUUAAUGAUUGGUUUGACCAUGAAGGUAAAAAUGAUUUGCUUGACAAUUUGAGAAAAUUUUUUGCUUUCUUCUUUAGUCUCUUUCCUAGAGACUAUGAAAUUCCUGCAAGGAGAUUGGUCGCUUUGUCAAUUGCAGAAGGGUUGGGGUUGGGGGAAGAAGGUCGUGACAAGAAUAAAACCACGAAACUAGUUGGUGCGGACACCACAUGAUGAUACAUCUGUGGAGAUUAUCUUUAUCAUUUAUGUUAUCUUUAUUUGGGUUUAUCUUUAGUAUUGGAUUAGUAUUUGAGAUUGUUAGGAUUAUCGUACUAGUAUUUAAGAUUGUUUAGGAUUUGUUUAAGAGAGUUUAUCUUUAUCAUUAUGAUUCCUGGAAGCUGUAUAUAAAGCUCCAGACGGUUCCUUUUGUAUUUUACAGACUAUUAUUAUUAUUGAGAUUAUUUUCAUUGAUUUGUUU